Messenger RNA from Cimex lectularius (bed bug), 1068 nucleotides. RefSeq lists its product as uncharacterized. Bases 608 to 880 code for a protein of 90 amino acids. Lineage: Eukaryota; Metazoa; Arthropoda; Insecta; Hemiptera; Cimicidae. The transcript has 2 exons. The record is from RefSeq and is a predicted model, not a curated record.
ACCUUUAAUUACUUUGUUGUUGUCUUUGUUAAAAAAGUACAUAUCGAUUAUUAAAGUUAAGUUAUUUUGGAAAAGGACUAACAUAACAAUUUUUAAAAUCGAAUCGGGUUUUUUGGGAUGUACGAUUGCUGUAGGUUGUAUACAAUUGACUGGCACUAUAAAUAUUUUUCCGUUUGUGGACUGCAGAUAAUUAUUCUAUACCAAAAGAGCGUAGAAGCUGCUUUUAGGUGUUUUCGUUCAUAGAAGUAAAGUUUGAAUGGAUGGGAAAUAUAUAACAAAUGAGAAAAGUUAUUUCGGGUCGUUCUUAACUUAGCUUGCUGGAAUUUUCCAAUCGUAUAGAACCGCCGGAACAGUAAAAUGACCUUUGGCUUGUUUCUUUGACGAAGGGGUUGUUUUGGACGAGAGCUGAUAAGGGGUACAAGCCGUGGUACUGUCGUAUUGCGAGGCCGUCCGCGGGUCCGGGAGGGGUUUCUACCCCCACCCGAGACCGGCCGCCUCUCCUGGUUCAGUCUCAACCCGUGGGCCGUGCUGAAUGCUUCGUGCAGUAGAUCUUCCUGCCGUGACCGAGUGCGUGUGUUUGUGAUGUGAAGAUAGUGAGAGUGCGACGAUGGUAGUGCUGGAAAGCCCGCAGCCCGCUGUCAGCACGGGCGUAGGCCUUCUGGAUCCUCCUAACAGCCCUACGAUAGACAGUUCUAAUAGUGCUAUACCUGUUCUCACCCACACAAGGACUACUAUGAAACUCCUCCCAAAGAGGUUUAUCAACAUCCACUCGUGGCUCAGCCCCAUCUGCCCAAAACAACUCAAGGAAGCUAUGGUGAGCCUUUUAAAUCCACAAUACUUUGAAAGUCGUAAGUGUUAUUAUUUAUACAUUAACAACUAGACCUGUCUAAAAAGAUUCUUAGCUUUAUCAUUUUGCAUAUUUUUUGUUUAUCCGAGAAAUUUUACUUCCACCACUGUUAACGCAAAAUUCCAUGUGUAAGAACAGUUUUCAGUUCCGAAAAUAUACUGCCAACCAUACAAAGCGUACAAUGUAUUUCAAUUCUAAGGUUCUUUUGGUUGUUAUCAGGG